Molecule: messenger RNA, 1183 nt
Organism: Quercus lobata
Lineage: Eukaryota; Viridiplantae; Streptophyta; Magnoliopsida; Fagales; Fagaceae
Product: stearoyl-[acyl-carrier-protein] 9-desaturase, chloroplastic-like
Exons: 2
Coding region: 55-552 (165 amino acids)
Biological process (GO): fatty acid metabolic process
Cellular component (GO): chloroplast stroma
Molecular function (GO): stearoyl-[ACP] desaturase activity
Source: RefSeq, a predicted model, not a curated record
GCAGAAAAGUGUUUAAGCCAUUCUAGUGAAUUUAAUGUGAACAAAGCCCAUCCCAUGCUACCUAAGACAGUUGAAAUUUUCAAAUCUAUGGAGGCUUGGGCUAAAAACAAUGUCCUAACUCUCCUAAAACCUGUUGAGGAAUGUUGGCAACCACAAGAUUUUUUGCCAGACCCUACCUCAGAUGGAUUUGUUGAGCAAGUCAAUGAACUAAGGAAGAGAACAAGAGACAUUCCUGACGAGCACUUUGUUGCCUUAGUUGGUGAUAUGAUCAUAGAAGAAGCCCUUCCAACUUACCAAACUCGAAUUAAUUCCACAGAAAAUUUCCAUGAUGAAAUGGGUGUAGAUAACACACCUUGGGCAAUUUGGACAAGGGCAUGGAGUGCAGAAGAAAACAGGCAUGGUGAUCUUCUCAAUAAGUACCUUUUCCUUUCUGGAAAAGUUGUCAUGAAACAAAUUGAGAAGACAACUCAAUACUUGAUUGGGUUAGGAAUGGAUCUUGGCCACGGGUAUGAUCCAUACCUUUUAACCAUUUACACAUCAUUCCAAGAAUGAGCAACAUUUAUUUCUCAUGGGAACACAGCCAAGCUGGCCAUGCAAUAUGGGGACAUAAAACUUGCCCAAAUAUGUGGCAUAAUAGCCUCAGAUGAGAAGCGCCAUGAAACUGCAUAUACAAAAAUAGCUGAAAAGCUUUUUGAGCUUGAUCCAAAUGAUAUGGUAAUAGCCUUUGCAAACAUGAUGAGGAGGAAAAUCUCAAUGCCAGCCCAUUUGAUGUAUGAUGGCCAUGACCAUAAUCUUUUUGAUCACUUUGCUAUGGUUGCAUCAAGGAUUGGGGUCUACACGGCUAGGGACUAUGGAGAAAUUGUGGAACUUUUGGUGGCUAAAUGGAAGGUAGAGAAGCUUACUGGACUUACAAGUGAGGGUCAAGAAGCCCAGGACUAUGUAUGUAGGUUGGCUCAAAGGAUGAGAAGGCUUGAGGGGAGAGCUAUAGCAAAGGCCCAAAAAGCACCCAGUAUUCCUUUCAGCUGGAUUUCUGGUAGAGUGGUGUAGCUAGAUUUGAUGGGUUCUAUUUUACUUGCUUUUUUUGUGUGUGGAUAAUUUAAAUAUUAAAAUAAUUGGGGAGGGUGGUUUGAAGCUUAGUUCUCUUUAUAAUAAUUCCACACAAUGUCACUCUGCUACAAAUGAA